AUAUGGCAGUUCAGGUAGAAUUGUCAUGUUUGGAUACUUUUCCUCCUCAUCUAAACCCUUUGCACCUUCUUGCGAGCAAGAGCCAGUUUUGCCGUCUGCUCCAGAGAAGCGAUGAGUCCGCCUACGUGCUGGUGUUCUCACGAAAGCGGCAAUCUCCGUCUAGUUCCGAAAUGUUUUUCUGUGUACACUUAACGACGGAGGGAGAGGCGAUGGGGUCCGAGGAGGCUGUCAGUUACGAUGCUCCUUUAAAACUGUAUACCAGCACUCUGUUUCAUAGGCAUUACGGUCUGCAGCAUGGUGCAAUGGGCAGCGUGCGUUUAAUUUCGCCGAUCGGGCUUGAAAAAAUAGUGAUCGGUGCUCGAAGCCGGCAGAGCUUCAAAUGGGCGACGUCUGACAGCUUUUCUAACGGGCUGCUUGUGUUGGCGUCCUGUCAAAAGCAUGCGAUUGUGGCCAGACAGGGCGACGCUCUGCUGGUGCCCUACCACCCCCUAUUCGGGGAGGACGUGGCUCAGGUGCAUCAGCAGCUCUCCGACCUGUUUGUGCUGGAGUGCACGCCUGUCACCCAGGGGGUUGUAACUGUCAGCACCAGCGUAGUGGUGGCGGAUUGCAGGGACUUGGUGCACAAUCCGGAGCCUGUGCCCAGCGCCAGCACUGGCAGGGUUUUAAGCGCCCUUUUCGCCUCCGAUUUCGCGCAUUAUGCCAGCAGUUUAGAUGGCAGAAGCUCCCUUUUGCAAAAGAGCCAGCUUAUGAACUCGGACUUUUCUGUGGUGUUGCAAGCGCUGGAGUGUCGCUUUGAAGUCAGGGUCGUCGACAUCUUCAGCCUGAGAAAGCAAGGCAGGCUGCAAGCGGCGGAAGAGCAGCAGUCUGAGAUUGACGUGGACGGUGCUAUCUUUGUAGGCAAGAGCCUGCUACUUAAACUUGGGCUAUUUAAUCACGAGUGGGUGAUUGGGUCCGCGUUAAGUCCUUCAUGCGACAAAACGAAGCUAAGUCCAGGGAGAGUAGAGGAGAGACCCCCACGGAAGGAUGCUGCCAGGAGCCGGGCCAGCGGGGGUCACCUCGCCUCUGUCGUAGCCGCUGACUUGGGGAAGUCCGCUGAUUUGGACCUGCAGGAAAACGUGGCUUUCGUCUCUCCCGCGCUGUGGUUUAAUCUGUCGGGUGGAGAGCCGGUGCCCGUCAGCAACAGGAUGGUAAAGAUAAAGCGGUGCAGCGAGCCGGCACCGGAGGUGGGGGCGCGGCUUUCGGAGAGCCGCUCCCGCAGCGCCUGUCCGCCUUACGCAAAGGAGCUUCACAUUCAGCUGGUCGUUUCUCCCCAGUACGACUGCAACGGGCUUUUCGACGGCAUCCUCGCUGAGCAUUUCAGCACGCCCAGGCUGGUGCAGGACGGUGAUCUGUUGUGCGUCCCCAGCGAAGGCCGAGCGGAGCUCCUGGAGACCAGCUCUGAGGGCUUCAUGGGUUGGCCAAUGCUGUACUUUAGGGUGAAGAAAGUGUGCAGCAGCGGGGAGAUGGGAGACAGGAGCCCGGCUGCGUAUUUAGCGGAUACGGUGAACACGUCUCUCUACAUGGGCGGCGCCGUCAACAGCCUGGUCCCUUGUUCGUCGCUGGGUGAUGCUCCUUCCUACUGGUCGAGCCUCUCUCCCCCUGGCCUCUCCAAGGCUGUGGAUCAGCUGACCACCAUUAUGCAGCCUUACCUCUAUGACAGUUCUGCAGCACUGGGCACUUGCACCGUCCUGCUGUCGGGACCGGGGGCGUGCGGCAAAGUGACAGCUGCCAGAGCUGCCUGCCGCAGGUUAAACCUGCAUUUCCUAAAGGUUGACUGCGUGCAGCUCUGCGCAGACACGGCCUCGGCCUGCGAAGCAAAGUUGCGCUCGGCCUUCGGUAGGGCGGGCAGACACUGGCCUUGUGUGCUACUGCUGAGGAAUGUGCAUCUGCUGGGCCGGCAGCACGACGGGCCUGACGACGACACCAGGGUCCUGGGCGCCCUGGCGCGGCUCGUAUCCGGCUGCCCGGCCAGCAUUGCGGUCAUCGCCACGGUGCCCAGCCCCCCAGAGCUGUCCCCGGAUGUGACGGCGGUGUUUGUCCACCAGGUGGAGGUGGAGAGUCCCACCGAGGAGCAGAGGCGGGCCAUGCUGGUCAGCCUGAGCGUGGGAAUGCCACUGGGAAAGGAUGUCAACCUGGGGAGGACGGCCAGGCAGACAGCGGGGUUCCUGCUGGGUGACCUCAAUGCGUUACUGACACAGGCUGGGAAGGCCGCACACAGAAGGCUGCUGAAAACCUGUUUUCCAGAGGGCAUCACACCUCAGGCUGAGCUGGACCUCUGCUCCUCAGGCGUGUCCGUGCUGAACGUCGACCUCACCGCCGCUCUCGAGCACCUGCAGGAGGCCCACUCGCAGGCCGUCGGCGCUCCCAAGGUUCCCUCGGUCAAGUGGCAGGAUGUGGGUGGUCUGCAGCACGUGAAGAAGGAGAUCCUAGAUACCAUCCAGCUGCCCUUGGAGCACCCGGAGCUGGUAUCGCUGGGACUGCGGCGGUCCGGGCUGCUUCUUUAUGGACCCCCUGGAACGGGCAAGACUCUGCUGGCCAAGGCUGUGGCCACUGAGUGCUCCAUGACCUUCCUCAGCGUCAAAGGACCGGAGCUGCUGAACAUGUACGUUGGACAAAGUGAGGAAAAUGUUCGAGAAGUAUUUUCCAAAGCAAAGGCUGCCUCCCCCUGUAUAAUCUUCUUUGAUGAGCUGGACUCCCUCGCUCCCAACAGGGGGCGUAGUGGGGACUCUGGAGGCGUGAUGGACCGGGUGGUCUCCCAGCUGCUGGCUGAGCUAGACGGGCUGGAUUCCUCCGGGGACGUGUUUGUGAUUGGUGCCACUAACCGGCCUGACUUACUGGACCAGUCGCUGCUGAGACCUGGCAGGUUCGAUAAGCUGGUCUAUGUUGGGAUUAAUGAAGACCGGCAGUCCCAGCUGCAGGUCCUGCAGGCCAUCGCCAGAGAGUUUAAAAUGGAGCCUUGUGUCAGCCUCGUGGACAUCGUGGAGCGCUGCCCCCCCCAGCUGACCGGCGCUGACAUGUACGCGCUCUGCUCGGACGCCAUGACGUUGGCUAUCAAGAGGAAGAUCAACUGCAUCCAGGAAGGUCUGGACACAGAGAGCUCACAGCUUGUCCUCUCAUCUGAGGACUUCUGGCAGGCCCUGGAGAAACUCCGGCCUUCCGUGUCGGACCAGGAGCUGCUCAAAUACAAGUUGAUCCAGCAGAAAUUUGCUGCCAAGUGACACGGUCACACCAGGGGGCGUCUUAGCGUGUCUUUGGAAAAUGGUGUUCCACUGGUGUCCCUGUGAGCAAACUCCACCAGGCUGCAGUGUCGAUACAGGGCUGUUGCCCCCCCCCCCCCCCCCCCCCCAGGAAGCUGCCCUGGUUUUCCUCUCCCUCUUCAGAAGUCUGAAGGCCGCUUGGGGCCCACAGAAUGAACCAGAAUGUCAACAAACCAGAUUUCAUCCCACACAAAGCAAGCAAGGAGCGUGAUUCUGCACCCAAUGGGUAAAAAAAAGUGCACCGUCAACAGGACUGAAAGCUUGUAAGGGGCUGUUUUCAUCUGCUGUGGUUUUUCAUGUUCCCCGACCAAAGAUUGAGCUUAAAAUAGUAAUGGAGCAGAGAGAAAAUAGCAGGAGAGCAUUUUCAUCAGAAACACUAACAGAAGCCUCAAUACCUUCACUCAAAAAUGUACGUGUGACCUUCCUAGAGUCGUUUUCAUUCUCAAAAUAAGCAUCUUUUUGGCAUAACGGGGGUCGUCCAUGAAUAGAUGCUGCUUACAGAAACGCCCACAAAACUAAAAUUACGGAGUUCUUUUUGUGAUGGCUGCCAGUGCCUUGUUAAAACAACAACAGAGUUUUCAUUUCUUUUUUCUUCCAGAUCUUUCUUAUGUCAGGGCCACUGAGUUCGAAGCACCAUUGGGACAAAAGAUUAAACAGUAACUAGGAGGUUUUGCUGUAAUGUCCUCUUAACAUUUGAAAGUAGCCAGUUUUCUGUUUAUUACACCUAAUGUUCUUAACUGACCAAAGACUUCAAUCUUAUUUCUGAAUCAUCCUGUGUGCAUAUGUAUCAGUGUUUUUUAAUUCUUGUAAUAAGUAAUAAAAAAAAUUUCAAUUUCCA
This is a messenger RNA of Paramormyrops kingsleyae, 4134 nucleotides long. RefSeq names its product peroxisomal biogenesis factor 6 (gene pex6). Gene Ontology annotation, biological process: protein import into peroxisome matrix. NCBI's taxonomy places the organism in Eukaryota, Metazoa, Chordata, Actinopteri, Osteoglossiformes, Mormyridae. Gene Ontology annotation, cellular component: cytosol; peroxisomal membrane. Gene Ontology annotation, molecular function: ATP binding; ATP hydrolysis activity. The record is from RefSeq and is a predicted model, not a curated record.